Diachasmimorpha longicaudata is the source of this 508-nucleotide messenger RNA. RefSeq lists its product as uncharacterized. The record is from RefSeq and is a predicted model, not a curated record. Bases 1 to 501 code for a protein of 166 amino acids. The transcript is spliced from 4 exons. Lineage: Eukaryota; Metazoa; Arthropoda; Insecta; Hymenoptera; Braconidae.
AUGUGGCAGCCAGCCGCCCUCUCCUUUCCCCUUUCCCCAGGCGUCAACUACCUGAAAAUUUUACUGCUCUCGGAAGAAUUUUCAACUGGCGAGAAUGCGAUCACGUUGGGUAUCACUUUGCCCUUCAAUACAGUGGAAGAGCUCAACGCAUUUGACGAAAUCCUCAGGGACAGUCCCGAAAAGAAGAAAAUCUCGCAAUCAGUGAUGGCAACGAGAUGUACGGGAUCAACGAGUCUGAAGGAAAGUCUCACAGCUACUCUAUCCGGCCUUCUAUCGAAACAAUUACAACUCGAGUAUUCGGCUUGUGGAAAGGAAACUCGUGGCCACACAAAGCUUUCUUUCAAAGAUACAUCCAUAUAUGGAUGUUUAGAAGCGGUUCUUAUCGAGAUACAUAGUGUUUCAGCCACUUUGAUCGUCUCAAAGAUGAGUAGAUGGUUCACAGGAGCUAUUGAUCGCUCAGGAAACGGAAGACGGCGUACAGCACCACGUCCCAGGCAAUAAAAUCAUC